Cynara cardunculus var. scolymus (artichoke) is the source of this 891-nucleotide messenger RNA. RefSeq lists its product as uncharacterized. NCBI's taxonomy places the organism in Eukaryota, Viridiplantae, Streptophyta, Magnoliopsida, Asterales, Asteraceae. The transcript has a single exon. Bases 1 to 891 code for a protein of 296 amino acids. The record is from RefSeq and is a predicted model, not a curated record.
AUGGGAGAUUUUAAGUCGAUGCUUUUCCCUCAUGAUGGGUUGGGAGGGUCGUCUAGGCGUAACUCGGAUAUGGAAGAGUUCCAUAUUUGUCUAGAAGAUGUAGUGCUUUUUGAUAUCUCUUAUCAAGGGUGUCAAUACACUUGGAUUCAGAUGCCAUCAGGGGAUGGGGGUAUUCUUCGCAAGUUAGAUCGGAUUUUGGGGAACUUGGAGUUUAUUGAUAAAUUUGGGGAUGCAUCAGUUUUCUUUGAACCAAGAGGGAUCUCUGACCAUUCGCCGGGUAUUUUAACUUGCAAAGUUGGGAAAAGGAUUAGAAAUCGUGGUUUCAAGUUUGAUAAUUUCUUGACUUCUCAUAAGGAUUUUCUUAGUUCGGUUGGGGGAGUAUGGAUUAAACCGAAGAAAGGAUCCUAUAUGAAGAAAGUUCUCCUUAAAAUGCAAGAGAUGAAAGGGGUUUGCCGUAGACUAAGGAAUUCUUAUGGUUGCUUGGAUAAGAAGGUGACAUUGUUAAAGUCGGAGCUUGAUGUUGCUCAAUUGGCUUGUGACCUAGAUCCUUUUAAUGAUUUGCUAAAAGAGGAUGCCGCUCAUCUCUUGUUAGCAUAUCAACAAGCUCGGACUGAUCAGUUGGAAUUGCUUAGACAAAAGACGAAGAUUUCUUGGCUGAAUGAGGGGGAUGGAAAUUCAAAGUUCUUUUUUCACUCUAUGAAAGAGAAGCGUAACAGGUAUCACAUUGCUGCUAUUAAGGACUGUUGCGGUAUGGUUUUUGAGCAUGAUGCAGUGCCACAAGCUUUUGUUACUCGUUUUUCAGGUAUUUUAGGUACUUUUGAUGCGAUGGUUAAUUCUUCUAUGGAGGAUUGUGUUUUUGAUCGUUCUUUGUCUUUAACGGAAUCUCUGUAA